AUGUCUAACUUCAAAUGUCUGAAUGAUUUAAGUCCUACCUUCAAACGAGACCUUAGUGGGUCAGUGAGUACUGUACUCGAUUUAACUUUUACCAACACUGACUGUACAACGAAUUGGAGUACUGAGCCUAUGCUUCCUGCUGGCAGUCAUCAUUACCCAAUAGUAAUUGAAAUUGUGGAGGUUAACCCUAGGGUGAAAACAUUUUUGGCUAAGGGAAAAUUGCUAUCUGCACUGAAGGAGGUGAAUUUUGACCCCAAUAUGAAUGAAAUUGAAUCAGUAUUUGAAUAUGAAAUAAAACAUGCCACUUAUGAACUGAAGGACAGAAGAACUCCUAAGGCUUGGUGGAAUAAUGAUUUGGUGAAAUUAUUUCGACUUCAGCUUGCAGCUCGUAAAAAAUGUGACAAAUACCCGACAGUGGACAACUUUAAUGAGGCGACGUCUGCAAUAUCGGUUUGGAAGGAGGCUGUUAUUACUGCGAAAAGGAAAUCCUAUGAGGAACAAAUUCGAAAACUGAAUGAACAUCCUAACUCUAGGGAAGCCUGGCGCUUUGUUGGCAGUAUUAAUGGUGGCAACACGCGUAUCUCAUCCCCUUGGAAUAACGACAACAACCAACUUUACUUACAAUUUUUAAAGGGGCAAGUUCCUGUAGAUGAUUCUUCUAACUGUACCCAUGUGAUACCAGAUGUCAACAUUACUCGUGCAUGGGAUGAUGGUAACCCUGCGUUUACUUUUGAGGAACUUCAGCAUGUUCUACACAACAAAACUGGAAAGUCUGCUGGUGGAGUGGAUAAAAUCACAUAUGAUAUGAUCCGUGCGCUUCCGGACUAUGCUAAAUGCUCCCUUUUAACUGCUUUGAAUGAUGCUUUUUUGGAAUCUAACGUUAGCGAAAAGUGGAGGACGAUUAAGAUAGUACCAAUACCGAAAAAGGACAAGGACUUGUCGAACUAUGAAACUUUCCGUCCAAUUGCUUUGAUAUCUGUAUUACUCAAAAUUGUCAACAUGAUGAUUAAAGAGAGAAUGACUGAAUUCAUCAACGACAACUCCAUUAUUCCUGAAGGAAGCUUUGCCUACAGAAAAGGAAAAUCAUCGUCCAUGUGUUUGAAUGACUUCUUACACAAUGCUGCAACACUAAAGCAUAAAGGCUUUAAGGUCAUUAUUUUAGUCCUUGAUAUAAGCAAUGCUUAUAACUGCAUGAGCAUCUCUAUUUUGAUGAGAAUUUUAAACAGCCUUCAAAUUCCUGAAAUAUAUGUGGAAUGGAUUACAAAUUUCUUAUCGAAACGUACUCUGAAAUUGGGCGACAAAACUAUUACGGUUGACAAUGGGCUUCCACAAGGAAGUUGCUUAUCUCCAGUGCUUUUCAACUUGUACACAGGAAGGUUACAUGAAAUUCAAGAUGACAAUACCUUACUGUAUCAAUUUGCCGAUGACUUUACGAUUGUAUCAUUUGAUAAAGAUUUUGAUUUGGCUGUCGAAAAUUUGAGGUCCAAAAUGUACCAACUAUGUACCUUGCCAAAGGAAGCAUAA
Messenger RNA from Lucilia sericata (common green bottle fly), 1524 nucleotides. RefSeq lists its product as uncharacterized. The coding region runs from base 1 to 1524 and encodes 507 amino acids. The record is from RefSeq and is a predicted model, not a curated record. Lineage: Eukaryota; Metazoa; Arthropoda; Insecta; Diptera; Calliphoridae. The transcript has a single exon.